ACGUGGGGCUGUGAUUGGUGGAAUCCAAUGUUUAUCACGGUUACUAUGGACUUUGGCUUCGCUGGUAUCCAGGUAGCUUCGUUUUAGCUUCCUGUUAGCCUCCUGUUAGCCUCCUGUUAGCUUCCUGUUAGCUUCCUGUUAGCCUCCUGUUAGCUUCCUGUUAGCCUCCUGUUAGCUCCCUGUUAGCCUCCUGUUAGCUCCCUGUUAGCCUCCUGUUAGCUCCCUGUUAGCUUGUCAGUGUGUCGCUGCACCGGAGGAAGUCUCGGAGAAAUGGCGCAGAGAAAGACUUCGAGAAGUCACAGCAGAAAAGAGGCCAAGGUUCCACCAGUGGAGAGCAAGAAUGGAAAGAAGACGGAGGGAGGGGGAGAUGCAGGAGGAGGAGGAGGUCCUAAAUACUCCAUGUUCACCUGGUUUGUGGUCCUGGCUCUGCUCGGAGUGUGGAGCUCUGUGGCCGUGGUCUACUUCGACAUCGUGGACUACGACAGUGUCAUCGCCAGAGCUAAGGACUUUCAUAUGAACUUUUCUCAAGUUUUACAAGGUAAACUCACGGCUUACGACACAGACGGAGACGGAGACUUUGACGUGGAAGAUGCUAAAGUUCUGCUCGGACUGAAAGAGGCAGAGCAAACUAAUGUGGGAGAUUCACCAGAGGAGAAAACAGUUUUAAAACCUGAAGACGUCAGCGAGCUGCAGAGGGAGGAGCCACCUGUGACCUCCACGCCUCCAGAGACUCCAUCAGUCUCUGGCUCUCAGGACGUGGAGUCUGAAAUCCAAGCUGCUGUCCCUCUUCCUCCUCUGGUGGAAGACGACUUCGUUCCAGCAUCAUUAUCCCAGUGUAGUGGUGCGUGUCCUCAUGUCCUAACAGAGUGUCUGUCUCCUGCAGACGACCCUCGAGACAGCACACGUCCUCAUGAAGAUGAGGUCGUGGCCAUCGACAGCACAGGAGUUUUGUUGGAGGAGACGCUGCCUGAGGACAGUUUGGUGAAGUCUGGACAACAUGUGACCAGCUCCAGAUUCUCACAGGAAGCAGAACCGACAGAAGCAGAGAAACAUUCUGAGGAACGAGCGGAACCAGAACCUGAGAGAGAGAAGCUCAAAGAGACGGAGAACAUCCCAGAGGCUGAGGAAACAUCAGAGAAUCAGACUCAGGACAAGAUCAGAGAAAAAGCGAAGAAGAAAAAACCCAAACUGUUGAACAAGUUUGAUAAAACGAUCAAAGCCGAGAUCGAUGCAGCAGAUAAACUUCUGAAGAAGGGGAAGGUGGAGGAGGCGUUACGAGCCUUCGAGGCCCUGGUGCAGCAGUAUCCACAGAGUCCCCGCGCCCUCUAUGGAAAAGCUCAGGCGGAGGACGCGGUGGCGGAGAAGCAGCGCAGUAACGACUUGCUGCAGAAAGCCAUCAACAGCUACAGGGAGGCCGCCGAGCUCCCCGACGCGACCCCUGACCUCCUGAGGGCGGCGCUGAAGAGACGAGCUGAGAGGCAGCAGUUCCUGGGACGGAUGCGAGGGUCUCUGGCGACUCUGGACAAGUUGGUUCAGAUCUUUCCAGAAGACGUCGGCCUGAAGAACGACCUGGGCGUGGCCCACCUGCUGCUAGGAGACAACAAGGGCGCCAAGAAGGUGUACGAGGAGGUCCUGGAGGCGUUCCCUGGAAACGGCUUCGCUAAAGUUCACUACGGCUUCAUCCUGAAAUCUGAGAACAAGAUCGCAGAGAGUAUACCAUACCUGAAGGAGGGUCUGGAGUCGGGGGAGCCGGGGACGGAUGACGGGCGGUUCUACUUCCACCUGGGAGACGCUCUGCAGAGAGUCGGAGACGACAGCGCGUAUCACUGGUACGAGCUGGGACAUAAACGAGGACACUUUGCUUCGGUGUGGCAGAGGUCUCUGUACAAUGUGAAGGGACUGAAGGCUCAGCCCUGGUGGACGCCAAAAGAGACCGGAUACACCGACCUGGUCAAGACACUGGAGAGGAACUGGAGGACGAUCAGGGACGAGGCUCUGGCUGUGAUGGAUCAGACAACAGGACUGUUCGUACCCGAGGAGGAAAACCUGCGAGAGAAAGGAGAGUGGGGCCAGUACACACUGUGGCAACAAGGGAGGAAAGAUGGGAAUUCCUGUGAGGGCGUCCAGAAGACCUGCUCACUGCUGGAGAGAUACACUGAAGCUACAGGCUGCAAGAGAGGACAGAUUAAGUUCUCUGUGAUGCAGCCAGGAACUCACGUGUGGCCUCACACUGGUCCCACUAACUGCAGACUGAGGAUGCACCUCGGCCUCGUCGUCCCCAAACAGGGCUGCAGGAUCCGCUGCACCAACCAGACCAGGGAGUGGCAGGAGGGGAAGGUCCUGAUCUUCGACGACUCCUUCGAGCACGAGGUCUGGCAGGACGCCGACAGUCACCGCCUCAUCUUCAUCGUGGACGUCUGGCACCCGGAGCUGACGCAGCACCAGCGCCAGACUCUGAGUCCGAUUUAGGAGCCGGAGGCGGCGUGGGGGAGGAGCCGGAGGCGGCGUGGGGGAGGAGCCGACCCGGUGAAGAAGCUCUGUUAAACACCGGAGUCUGGAGGAGACGGGAUUCAGUGUUUUGCUUUGUUUGUGGAUAAACUACUAAAAGUGCAGCAGACGAAGAACUGAAGGAUGGAAAAUAAAAAUCCAAAUGUUUCUGGGAAAUACUACUGACUUGACAACAUUUCACCAAAACCCCGGUGAACAGCUGAGGACAUGGAGCCAGGUCCACGGUCCCACCACGUGUUUCUGACCCGGGACACGUUUUGUUCGGUUGUUUCACUUUAAAUUGUUUGAAUUUUUCCCAAAGGUAGAAAAGUUCCUGAGUUUCAAACCAGUUCUCUGGGGUCACAGGUCAAGUUUAGUCCUCUGAUUAUGUGGUAAGAAAAAAGACACUAAAACCUCUUCAUUACAUUAAUAAGCUCAUAAACAUUUAAUAAUGAUGCUGAUCUGUGAAAUGUCACGUGCUCAUGAACGAAGAGAGACGUGUUGGUUUUAGCUCGCCCACUGUGCAGCUUCCUGUUUCCACAGUUACAAGGAAACGUGAGAUUCUAUAAAGGAAGAUUUAUAUUUAUAUAAAAAAUAAAACCACCAAAACAACA
Pleuronectes platessa (European plaice) is the source of this 3101-nucleotide messenger RNA. Its product is annotated as un-named hu7910. Gene Ontology annotation, cellular component: membrane; endoplasmic reticulum. The coding region runs from base 271 to 2469 and encodes 732 amino acids. NCBI's taxonomy places the organism in Eukaryota, Metazoa, Chordata, Actinopteri, Pleuronectiformes, Pleuronectidae. Gene Ontology annotation, molecular function: protein binding; peptidyl-aspartic acid 3-dioxygenase activity. Gene Ontology annotation, biological process: peptidyl-aspartic acid hydroxylation. The transcript has 25 exons. The record is from RefSeq and is a predicted model, not a curated record.